This is a messenger RNA of Rhodamnia argentea, 1941 nucleotides long. RefSeq names its product basic leucine zipper 34-like. The record is from RefSeq and is a predicted model, not a curated record. The transcript is spliced from 4 exons. Bases 592 to 1659 code for a protein of 355 amino acids. Gene Ontology annotation, cellular component: nucleus. Gene Ontology annotation, biological process: positive regulation of DNA-templated transcription. Gene Ontology annotation, molecular function: DNA binding; DNA-binding transcription factor activity. Lineage: Eukaryota; Viridiplantae; Streptophyta; Magnoliopsida; Myrtales; Myrtaceae.
GAUUCCUCCCCUCUCUCCUUCCUUUCUCUUUGGGGGGUUCUGAUAAUAAAAACUACUGAGCGACUUUCCAGUAAUACCGUUGAGUCCCAACCUCCCUCCUCCAGCUGUUCCAUAGCUGUCCAAUCUCUCCCCCCAUGUGACCCCACUGCACAUCCCCACAGAGAGAGAGAGAGAGAUUGUUUUUCUGAUAGAUUUAUCACCAUCAUCAUCAACAAGCCCAGAUCAAAAGGGGGGGAAUUUGAUAAGAAGGGACCAGAGCCCAUGAAGAAGACUAGGAUGAUGUUCUCUUCUUGUUGGUGUCCUUGCUGCUUCCCUUCUGCAGGAACAUUCUCUCCCUUGUGAGUUGUAUUUAUAUGGAGCUCCCUUAGAGAUCAUCAUUCGGUUUGGUUGUUCUUGUGUCAGUUGGAAAUUUCCUUGGGAUUGGUGUGGUGUGUGUCCCUCCUCUCCUUCUGUUUUUUCUCCCCCAGCUUUGGCCCUUAAUUUUAGAGGGAUUGCAACCGAUUUUGAUCCAGUUAAGGCUGUCUAGCAGUUAGCAUCUGUUUGGAUUGGGGGUGGCAUUGUGUGGCAUUGUGUGGCGUUUUGGAUUAUACAAUGGCACAGUUGCCUCCUAAGAUCCCAAACAUGACCCCCAGUUGGCCUGACUUCCCCCUCCACCACCACCAGAAAUUCCCCUUCAUGGGGCCUCACCAAUCGCCCCUCGUCCUCAAUCCGGCCACUGCCGCCGCCCAGAACAACCCUUCUUGGGUCGAUGAGUUCCUCGACUUCUCGGCCGCCCGCCGUGGGUCCCACCGCAGGUCCGCGAGUGACUCCAUCGCCUUCCUUGAGGCACCCCCGCUGCUCGAGCAUUGCCGGAACGCAAGCGCGCCGGGUUCCGGAGCCAACAGCGGCGGCGGCCACAACCACCACGAGUUUGACCGGUUUGACGACGAGCAGUUCAUGUCGAUGUUCACCGAUGAGAUCUCCCCGUCGACCGUGGUGGUGGUACCCCGGACGGGGUCAUCGUCGAACCCAUCAUCGCCGUCCGAUCACAACAGCAUCAACGAGGAGAAGCAGGCGGAUCAGAAGCACCACCAACAGCAGCAACAGCAGCAGCAGCCAAAGAAUGAGCCUGAGGAAGUCCAAAGCCCCUGCCAAUCUGACUCACAGGCCACCACUCCACCCAAUUCAAACCCAGCCAAUUCUGCCGAGAGGAUCAUUGAUCCCAAAAGGGUCAAGAGAAUCUUAGCAAACAGACAGUCUGCUCAAAGAUCAAGGGUGAGGAAGCUGCAAUACAUAUCGGAGCUCGAACGUAGCGUCAACUCGUUGCAAGCCGAAGUUUCAGUGCUGUCGCCAAGGGUUGCCUUCUUAGACCAUCAACGCUUGCUCUUGAACGUGGAUAACAGUGCUCUCAAGCAAAGAAUCGCAGCUUUGGCCCAAGACAAGAUCUUCAAAGAUGCACAUCAAGAAGCAUUGAAGAGGGAAAUAGAGAGGUUGAGGCAAGUUUACCACCAGCAAAGCCUCCAGAAGAUGGAAAACAACAACAGCAACAGCAACAACAACACCAACAACGACGCAUCCGCACCAUCUCCUCCUCCUCCUCCUCCUCCUCCUCCACCUUCAUCGUCUAAGCCCAACAAUCCUCCAUUGGAGCACAGUAAGGAGCAGCUUCUCAGCGCCUGACCUUUUUUGACUCCUGUCCCCAGCUUUGUACCUUAACAUUACUAUCAUUAUUCCCCCAAGUCUAACUUUUUCCCCCCAGAAAAAAAAACAAAAAGGGGACAGAGAGAGAGUGAAAUUAGCCUUCCAAGUUCAACUCUUUUUUUUUUCUCCUUGAACUUUCCAACAUAAAAUGAUCUCCUUCCAUCUAAUUGGGUAUUCAUAUCUCUAUCUAUAUCUAAUAUUUAUGGAAAAAAAAAAAAGUUGGGUAUUCAUUGAUUUUUUUAUGUGGAAAUUCCAUGUGUU